AUGGUGCAGUGUCACUCACUGGAGAACAGUGCAGAAACACUUAGCAGAUUCACCUUCAGAAUAAUUUCCACUUUGAGAAUGGCUGGUGUUAAGUUUGCAUGCGUGGUUGUGUUGUGCUUAGUGGUGGCGGGUGCACACACUGCCCAAGGAAUUACGUGUGGAGAUGUUGACCGUGACCUAACACCGUGCAUAGGGUUCCUUCAGAAAGGUGGGGUUGUUCCCACAGGAUGCUGCAACGGGGUGAAGACCAUCCUCAACAGCGCCCGGACCACUGCUGAUCGCCGCGGCGUUUGCAACUGCUUGAAGACUGCUGCUGGCGCAGUUCGUGGUCUCAAUCCCAACAAUGCUCAGGCUCUCCCUGGGAAGUGUGGGGUCAACAUACCCUACAAGAUCAGCACCUCCACCAACUGUGCUAGGUAUGUUUCUAUUGACUUUGAGAUAAUGAAGCGCAUUCCUGAACAUAACUUCUCGUGUGUAUCAGAAUAUCAAUUCAUUUCUUUGAAUGAAAUAAAAAACAUUAUUGAAAGAGAGAAAGACAGAUAA
Sphenostylis stenocarpa is the source of this 543-nucleotide messenger RNA. Lineage: Eukaryota; Viridiplantae; Streptophyta; Magnoliopsida; Fabales; Fabaceae. The record is from the annotation of a GenBank genome assembly.